This is a messenger RNA of Acanthochromis polyacanthus (spiny chromis), 7855 nucleotides long. RefSeq names its product transmembrane protein 71 (gene tmem71). Lineage: Eukaryota; Metazoa; Chordata; Actinopteri; Pomacentridae. The record is from RefSeq and is a predicted model, not a curated record. The transcript has 11 exons. The coding region runs from base 299 to 1255 and encodes 318 amino acids.
CCGUGUUGUUGUGUUUUGUGUUUGACAGCUGUUUCCGGUGUGCAGGCGGGGCUCAGAAAGCUUCAGACAGUCGAAGAUCUUCAGCUUUUUAUUCUUUUAGACGGAAUUAAAAACAUUUUCCAGCCGAGAAAAACCCAGAAAAGAAGAAAACCAAAACAGGAAGUUGGAGGAAAAUCAGUUUUAUCGACUUCCCGUGAAGGAAUCGGGAGGAACACUGUCCGGCUGCAGCUCUGUCUGUGGCUGCAGGAUGUGAAGACGAUCAGGAAGCAGCUCCACGAUCCAGACUCUGCAGACAAACAUGUCGCUGUUCUUCUCUGGAGCCGUUACAAGUUCUCCCAUAAAGCGGAGGUUGAGGAGCAAUCACUCCUGUCACAGAAUGGAUGUCUCUCUCCUCUCUCCCGACUCUUCAUACGUCUGUUACUCCUCGGUGGACGGCGGUGAUCCCUGCAGCUGCCGUCGUUCACCUCGACUCCUCACCAACGGAUACUACGACGUCACCGAGGACAGUUUCUGCUGGGACGACGACGGCAACGUGUCGCUGACGCCCUGCAAAGCCAGCGUUUCCUACAAGGAGAACCUGGUCAGGGUUUUCCGGCGGCGUCGGAGGCCUCGCAGCUCUCUGGUUCGCCUGCUGAGCGACGUGACUGAAAGCUGUCAGUCCUGGUUGGACGAGAAAGUCUUCAGAGGCGUCUUCAGGACCAACCAGAACCAGAACCAGGACCAGAACCAGAGGCUGGACCUAGACUUGAGCCAGGACCAGGACUUGGACCUGGACUGGACCAGGAGCAGCCUGGAGGGUCCGGCCUGGGGAGGACUGAACAGCACCGAGCUGGACGACGGACGCAGCUUCACUUAUGAUCCCACCGAAGUCCCGCCUCCUCCGGACAAGGAAGCCCCGCCCCCGAAGAUGCUCAUCCAGGAAGAGAUUUGCUCUGAGAUCUGUCAAUCAAAGGAGCGUUUCACCCAGUCGCUGGGCGGAUUGUCUGAAGUCCCGCCCCCCUCGCCAUUCUACACCAACAGCUGCUGCUGUCAGGCCUCACCUGAGCACACAGGUUUAACGAUGAAGGCUCUCCUCCUCCUCGUCUUCAUCAUCUUCAUCUUCGCUGCUCUGUACUCUGGGUGUUUGUGGUGGAGUUUCACUUUAACGUCGACCGUCUUCAUGAUGAUCACAACAUGCAUGCUCGUGACAAAGUCGGGUCCGCUGGGCGAGUGGAGGAGGGCGAAGACGGAGGACAUUACGUCAAGAAACGAGUAAAGAAAAAAACCCAGAGGAGACGGUUUGAAACUGAAGAGAAUCAGGAGAGAAAGUGUGACGGGACUCAGUAGAAAUAAGAUUUUAAUUAUUAUCUUUAUUAAUUGACUUCCUGUUUGCAUGUUAAAGAGCUCCGGAGAACAUUUCACAGCAGCAGCAGCAGCAGAUUAAAAUCCUGCUCUCUGAAAACAUUUCUAACCUUCAGAUUUAAGAUGAAACUGGAAAUGCUGAAGGAGCUCAGAGAGUUUCUGUAGUUUAGCAGAUGAAUAAUCACAUCCAGUAUAAAAGCGUUUCCUGUCGUCAGCGGCUGUUUCUGGGCGUCCAAAGUGACCAAACGUCUGAAAUCAGGUUCAAAACACAAACAUGAAGCCUCACUUCUACCUGAACUAGAGAAACUGUGACUUUUUCUAAAAACCAAAUGCACAAAAAUCACCUGGAGAUAAAAUAAAGAGCAGUUUUUUAUUUCUGAAGAAGCCGAAUGAAGAGUUUCACUCCAAAAUAAAAUUAUUUUUAACGAAUUAAAGCUGCACCAGCUCAGAUUUUAUCAUUAAAAAAUCUGUUUUCUGACAAAAAAUACUGAUAAUUUCCUCACUUUUUGGUAAAUAAAUUGCAUCAGUCUUCUUGUUUUGACUGAUUUUUCUGCUUUUAAGUUAAUUUUAUGUAAUUAAAGUGACAGUAAUCAACUCCAGUGGUAAAUUUUUGCAAUUUUUAUUCCUACAAUCUUUCAAAUUAAAGCCACUGACUGAAAUUAAACCAACAGGGAAACAAAUACACACAUAAUAAACGUAAUUUUUACUUGAUUUCUGGGUUUAACGUAUAAAAAAUCAGUUUUCUGACAAAAAAAUAUGAUAACUCCUGACUUUCUGGCAAAUAAUCACCACUAUUCUUGUUGUUUUAACUGAUUUUCCUGAUUUUAAGUUGAUUUUAUUUAAUUAAAGUGAAUAUUUUUAUUCCUGUAAUCUUUCAAAAUGAAGCCACUCAAAUAAAUUUUACCCGAUUUCUGGGUUUUAACUUAGAAAAAUCCCGUUUUCGGGUGCAUCUUUAACAAAAUCACGUGUGAAUCUUUUGUUUUUACAGAUUAAAAUCCAACAUUUUAAUUAAUUUUGUGGUGAAACUCUUCAGCUGUUAAGUGCCUUUUAUUAUAUCAGCCAGCAGCUGAAUCAUAAUAAGAUAACAAUAAGAAGUGUUGGUUAAUUAAAGCCUAAAAUGCUGCUGGAAUCUGGGGGUGUUUGAUUUAUUCCUCGUGCUGCAGCAGACGGGUGGAGUUGGUGUAAAAAUCCACAUUUAUGGAACACAAACAGAUUAUUUUAAUAUAUUUAAAUUAAAUAAACUCACUACAUGAAGCAGGUUUGACGUUAAAUAUUUAAUAAACAGCAGCAGACGAAUCAGGAUUUAGUAUUUUUAAAUCUCUCAGGUGUUUUUUCAGAGACAAAAUCCAGUUAAACUGUUUAUUAUUCUGCUGCUGGUCAGAAAAUUCCUAAAAAAUGUUAUUUUUAAAAAAUCUACGUGAGGUUUCUUAGUAAACUCCACCCGGCUGCAGGUGGGAAAGUCACUCCCUGCUCCGGUUUUUAUAUUUCAGAACUACGGGAUUAAAUUUGUGUCAUAAUUUAAAUAUUACUGAGGAGAUUCUUUGUUAUUUUUCAGUUUCAGUUCCGUGUUAGUGUUUGAGAUGUGAAGCGGAGCCGCUAAAACUUAAACACAGAUUUUAUAGUUAAAUUAUUAUUAAUGUAAAUUAUUAAUAGGAAACAAACAAAAGUGUCUCAAACUGAACCAAAUAACACUUUUUCAUUGUGUCACAUGCACGUUCGAGGAUAAAAAAUGUGUGAAAUCUUGAUGAUGUGACAGAGACUCAUGCUAAUUCUCUAAAUAUUACAGAUUAAUCAAUUAUUGGGCGAUAUUCUACAUUUUUUUCAUGUUUACUGUUAUUUUUAUCGACCAAUCAGUCUGUGGUUCCAGCAUUGUUCUGCCCACAGCACAGUCUGAUUGGCUAUCAGCCAAUUAGCAAUAAAAGCUACUGUGAUAAAACAGAAGCAGCUGCAGUAAAUUAGCGUAUUAGCUUUGAGUUAGCAAACGUUAGCAGAUUGUUAAAUAAAACAAUCUGACACUAACAUGCUUAGAAUAGUUCAGUUGUUAGCGUCAGAGCAACUGGAGCUGGAACUGGAACUCUUAGCCUGCAACUAAUGCUAAGCUAACACACUCAGUUUCCCCGUUAGACUGAAAUCACCAGAAUAGUUCCCUUGUUGGUGUAAGUGCAGCUGGGACUGAUUCUGCUAACGGUGCUAUGCUAAUGCUAUCCUCUUAGCCUGCAGCUAAGACUAAUACUUAGCUAAUGCUAAACUAGCUUUAGCCUGCAUCUAAUGCUAAACUAGCCCACUCGUUUUCCCAGUUGUGAAAACACCAGAAUAAUUCCCUUGGUAAUGUCAGAGCAGCUGGAGCUUAUUUUUUUUAUAACAAUGCUAGGCCAGGCUAAUGGUAUCACUGAGAGGUUAGCCUUGCUUUUUAGCGUACAGCAAAUGCUAUCUCCACAAGGUUAGUUGUGUCACUUAGCCUGCGGCUAUUGUUAAUCUACCGCACACCAUUACCCUGUUAGACUGAGAACACCAGAAUAGUUCACCUGUUGGUGUCAGCAGCUGGGACUGAUUCUGCUAACGGUGCUAGGCUAAUGCUACCACUGAAAGGUUAGCAGCGCCUCUUAGCCUGCAGCUAACACUAUCUGAAGCACCGUAACAUCUUCCUAAAGUCACAUUAACGUUAUUUCUUCUAAUUAACGAGCAAAAACUGAACAAGAAGCACAAACAUCAAGAAGCACAGUUCUACGGUGGCUAAAGCUAUGCUAACGGCUAGCAGCUAGCAGCUAAGCUAGGAGGAAGCAUCAGAUUAGCCUGGAACAGAGUCUGAAAAACAAAAAAUGCUUGAAGACCUGGACCUUAGUGGGUAAUAAGAAUGAUAAACUACAGGUAGCUACAGGAGACAAACUGAUCAAUGCUAAUCAAUUGAUCAGGUAUAAUAUCAAUAAGUUAUAAUCAUUAUUAUUGAUGAAGUAGCCUAGUUGUGGAUGUUAUAUGUAAUAACAAUAAUAAUAAUAUCUAACAUGUAAUGCAUAUCUGUUCCAAAUGUUAGUUAUCGGUGUCUUUGAUAUUGACAUCGGCGCUGUAAAACCAAUAUUGAUUGAUCUUUGCUAACAAACUAAAAAUCAUCAAAUGUCCAAAGGGAAUGCAGCACUAUAAGCCCCACCCACAUCAGAUUUUUGAAGUAAAAACUAACCUGUAGAAAGCAGAAAAUAAAUCCUGAACGGAGGCGUCUUGUAUGAUUUAAUUUUAAGCUCUUUUUUAAAAAAUAUAUUUUGUUCAUUUAUUUUGACACCAGUUGAAUUCCGUACAGGUCUGAUCUUUAUUCGCACAUUUAAAGCUCAGAUUUGUCCUUCAGGAAGCAAUAAGUGUAGAAAAACGGAGAAUCACAGCUGUUUUAAAGCUCAGAAAUGAUCCGGGAGAAUGUUUGUGGAUUUGGGUCUGCAAAGUCACAAAGUAUUUUAACUCCAGAGAAUAAAUCAGGAAGAGAAGAAUCACGUACUGUCCAACUUUAUGAGGCUUUAACCGCAUAAAGUUUGUAAAAAUUGAAUCAUGUUUGGGCCUCAGACUAGCUUGAAGAACGAGGAGAUGAUCUGAGCUUCCUCCAGCACAGAUCAACUCCAUAAAUGUUUGUUUUUGUGUCAUAAAGUCGACCGGAGGAGCCGAGAAAAGUUCAGCUCUUCAUGGUCCAGAUGGUCUGAAACCUCCUCAGGAUGCGUUCAGGUCAUAUAACGUAAUUUCCAUUUUGUGGAAGUUUUUCUGUCGUAAAUGCAUCUGAGCUGCAGCAUGAAGAGUUAAAAUCAGGUCACACCAGCGAGAAGACUGCAGAUUUAACGUCUUUGGAGUGUUUCUCGGCUUCAGCGCGUAGAAAAAGUUAGAAAAUCUAACAGUAAGUCCUCCGCCAUCCAUGGUUUUUGUCCACAUUUUGAGUUUAAGCACUGAAAAUGUGAAUAGAAAUGCUGGAAAUUUGCCAUUUUUUGAUCCACGUUGGCAUGUUUUCCAUUUAUCAUCUAUGUAAACAGGCUGCAAUGCAUUCUGGGAGCGGAUCCUAGUCAGCUCCAUGUUUGCGUAAAGUUGAAGUUUAGACGACUUUUUACCAAUCAGGGACGUUCAGGACGACUCGCUGCCUCAACAAACUGUCAAAAGGCUUCAAAUAAUGACAGAUUUCACUAUUUUUCAUAAAAAUGAGGUCCACAGUUUGACGGUUUACAAGUGAAGCGUUCGUCCAAUUAGUUGCAGCCAAUGUUUGUUUUCUCUGUUGACUAAAAGUUUGUCUGUUGAGGGUCUAAAGUUUGGAAGUUUUGACGAUUCACGUCCAAAAAUGCCACCAUAAACACGAACCAUCAGUGAAUAAAUCACAUGAUUUAACCACACGUUUGUGGCUAAACCGGAAAGAUGAAACUUAGCCCAAAAAUACUACUUACUAUGUAUAUGUAUAUAUAUGUAUAUAUAUAUAUAUAUAUAUAUAUAUAUAUAUAUAUAUAUAUAUAUAUAUAUACAUAUAUAUAUAUAUAUAUAUAUAUAUAUAUAUAUACAUAUAUAUAUAUAUAUAUAUAUAUAUAUAUACACACACACACACACGAGUAAAAAUCAGCUAAGGAGUAAUAAUGUGUAACAAAUCAUCUAGACAUUCAAAUUAUUUUAUUGAUUAAUUAAAGGACAUUUUAUUACACUUUGAUGGUUGCCUUAUCAAUAGAAACAUAUGAAAAGAUAGUAAACUAGGCACAUUUUUGACAAAUAGCCUAUCAAGUUUCCAAAAUUACGCUUAUGUAUGUAACUUUUUGACGGAAAAAAGUGAACUUUUUGACGGAAAAAGUGAACUUUUUGACGGAAAAAAGUGAACUUUUUUCCAUCAAAACUAACAUACAAAAGUAACAUAAAUAAGCGUAAUUUUGGAAACUUAUCAAAAACGUGCCUAGUUCACUAUCUGUUCAUAUGUUUCUAUUGUUAAGGCAAUCAUCAAAGUGUAAUAAAAUGUCCUUUGAUUAAUCAGUAAAAGAAUUUGAAUGUCUAGAUGAUUUGUUACACAUUAUUACUCCUUAGCUGAUUUUUACAUAUAUGUAUAUGAGAUACAAUUCUUUAAGCUCUCCAUCCACAGGAAGAUGGAUGUUGGUGAAGAAAGAAAGAAAAAUGCGGCUUUAAAGCUGCAUUCUGUCUAACAGCCAGCAGGGGGCGACUCGGAUCGUAUAGAAGUCUGUGAGAAAAUGAUGUAACUUCUAAAUGAUUUGUUGCCUCAGUGGACGUUUUCCUAAAGAAUUUAUGGUCUCAAUUAGUAGUUCCAAGUCUCUUUUAAUACAACAUUAUGUUUACAUUGUAAAUUUUGGUCAAAUGUAGAAUAGAUGAUAAAACUCAUCACGUCUGGUUUAAAACAAACUCAGUCUUUUAUCUACAGCUUUUUCACCACUGACAACCGUUUGUCUCGAUAAAAGACUUCCAAAACACCAACAAACAUUAAUUCUCACUUUCUUCCGUUUGAAAGUUGUACCACUUUUUGCGCAGAAACCCAACAAUGAACCUGCUGGUUGAGUCUUUAACAGCAGAAUGAGUUUCCUUGGUUUAUUCGAAGACAUUUUCUGUAAACCAGACGUCAACAUGGAGCUCCGUCUUGGUUUACAUCUGACAGAUUUGUGGUAAUUGAAUACCGACGUGAUUCUAAACGUUGAAACGCUGGUGUGACCGAACCUUUAAAUCUCCCUCCGUUAGUAUGAAUCAGGAGUUUCUGAAUAAUCUGAUGUGUUUUUAAUCAAAGUGCCAAAUUAUUCAGGAAAUGUUGAAUGAAAAUCAGAAUAUAUCUCUGAUAUUUUUAUUACUGCUCCGCUUGACUUUGUAUUUAAAGCUGCACUUACUAAUGUUUGUAUAUUAACUGUGUGAAAUGUGUAGUUUGCAUUUAGCUUCUUCUAGCUCCUGGUUUUGGUUUUUUCGGUGUUGGAGGAAACCAAAACUGAGCUAAAAACACACAAAUAAUAAAUAAAGUUCUCGUUCUGCUGCCCCCUGGUGGCUAAAAUCUGUUAAUGCAGCUUUAAAUGAUAAAACUUAACAUGAAUCAAGUUUAUUUUAUAUUAAAAUCUUCUUGUAAAAGACAAUAAAAACACAUUUCAUUGAAUUUUCGUAAAUGUCGCCGUUGGAUGUUUAGAUUCUGUGAUUCAGCUACUGAAUGUGGUUUCACUAAUGUUGUACAUAGUUUGUUUUUAUUAUUUUUUAACUCUGACUGCACUUAUUUCCAGAGCUGGAAACGUGACACUCUGCUUGUGACGCACUUAUUACGUCUGUUUUACUGUAUUCCUGUUAACGACGUCUGAAAUUAAACCUUAAACGAGACACAGAUUAUGAAUUAAAUAUUAUUAAAUCUGCUUUAAAGGAUGAACUCAUCUUUUAUUGAGUGUUUUUCAGUCAAUAAAUAAUCUAAAUAAACUAAUUGUUGUCUAUUGACGUAUUUAAGAGCAAUUUUGUUGUGUUUUAAGGUUUAAUUCUGACUGUAUUUUACAUUUUGUCUGCAAAAGUUUUUUAUCCAAUAAAAUGUUUAUGAUCCAUUAAA